Molecule: messenger RNA, 1719 nt
Organism: Aspergillus heteromorphus CBS 117.55
Lineage: Eukaryota; Fungi; Ascomycota; Eurotiomycetes; Eurotiales; Aspergillaceae
Product: putative histone deacetylase SIR2
Exons: 5
Coding region: 65-1531 (488 amino acids)
Molecular function (GO): NAD+ binding
Source: RefSeq, a predicted model, not a curated record
CAGCUCAAUGUGAGUGAGGAGUCGAUAUCGCGGUUGCUGGAAGUGUCCCAUCUUCCAUUACAGGAUGGACUUCGUUUCAGCGCCCAGCGGGGAGAGCUCCUCGCUGAAGAAUCCGGUGCUCGAAGUGGAGGCCGUUGAUAUGACCUCCGCGGGUGUAAAGGGCGGCACCGCAACGGAGAACAUAACCGCUGCGACGGAAGAAGCGGCGCAGUCAGAGGACGAGACUGACAGUGAUGGCUCAGGCGAUGACUGGGAGUCUCAGUCCCUGUACGAAGAUGCCAUUCAAGUCGUUCGCGACGAGCAGCUUCGUGAUGGGGUGCCUGAUGCCUGCACUUUGGAAGAAGCCAUCGCUUAUCGGAGACGUCUUCACGAUAUUGGCAAGGCCGCAUUUGUCGAAGAAACGAUUGGACGGGAUACAGUGACCGCGAAGAAGUUGUGUACUGCGUUCGGGAUCCUCCCUCCUGCCUUCCUAGACGAUGCGCCGGAUGAGGCCUUCCACCCUUUACUGGCUAUUGCCAUCUCGCGCGAAUUCCAGAAACGUCCAAAACUCCCACAGUACAAUACGAUCGAUGAUGCGGUCAAGCUGCUCCAGGAGUCCAAGAAUAUCGUCGUUUUGACGGGCGCUGGCAUAUCUACGAGCCUGGGAAUUCCCGACUUCCGGUCCAAGGACACUGGUCUCUACUCGCAACUGGCGCAUUUGGGUCUCAGUGAUCCCCAAGAGGUCUUUGACAUCCAUGUGUUCCGCGAAGAUCCAAGUAUUUUCUUCUCGAUCGCAAAGGACAUAUUACCCACGGAGAAGAAGUUCUCGCCAACACACGCCUUCAUUCGUCUGCUUCAGGACAAGGGCAAGCUACUGACCAACUACACCCAAAACAUCGACAACAUCGAGGCUAAUGCCGGUGUCCUUCCGGAAAACAUCGUACAAUGCCACGGCUCCUUCGCCACAGCCACGUGUGUUAAGUGUGAUUACAAAGUUUCGGGCGACGACAUAUUCGAUGAGAUCAAAAAGGGGGCCAUUCCUGUAUGCGCCUCUUGCCGCAAAAGCAUCGCGGAAGAUUCGGGUGUCAAACGAAAGCGCAGCAGUAAUGGGGCCCACAAGAAUCGCAAAGACAACGAUGGGGACAGCUCCGAUGAAGACUACGAAAUACCCACCCCUGGAGUUAUGAAGCCCGACAUCACCUUCUUUGGAGAGGAUCUCCCUGAUGAGUUCGGUCACCGUCUGCUGCACCACGACCGCGAUCGAGUAGAUCUGGUCAUUGUCAUUGGGACAUCACUGAAAGUCGCACCUGUGGCGGAGGUGCCCGGCGUGCUGCCUCGCACUGUUCCUCAGAUUUACAUAUCCCGUACUCCUGUAUCUCACACGGAGUUUGAUAUCGACCUGCUUGGCGACUGUGAUGUGGUGGUGUCUGAGCUCUGCCGGCGGGCGGGGUGGGAGUUGAAACACGAGAUGAUCCCAGCGGACGAGAAGGUGGAGGUGCUUCCAGUGGAAGAUUAUGAAUCACGACAUGUGUUUAAGGUUGUCGGCGCAUAGCGGCGGCGUUCGGUCCUGCUUGAUUCAGAGACGGCGUAACUUCGGGUUUGUUUUGGCUGGUUUGUCUGCAUUAUUUGUAUUGGAGGUCCAGGAUGUAAGACUGUUGCUUUUAUCAAAUAGACGGAUGCCUCGCUACCUAAGUACUACCUCAGGAAGUACGUGGUGAAGCCUGUGCUGUUGCUGUUUCG